AUGAUUAAAGUAUUUAAUCCAUUCUUUUCAUUUUGUUUUUCAACGAUUCAAUCCAAUUUUUUUCCAAGAUACUUCAACAAUCUCACUCGAAAUGUUAUAUACAAAAAAAAUAAUCAUCAUUUGUCCGUUGUUUCAGACAUCUUUGAUCAAAAACUUUACAAACCACCUACAAUUAAAGAAACCAUGGUUAUUUACAAAUCUCCAAACAUGAAAACUUCUCCAAAAAAACUUACAAAAAUUGCUAAACAAAUUGCUGGUAAAAAACUAGAAGAUGCCAUUCUACAGAUGGAUUUUAGUAAAAAAAAAGCAGCAAGAAGCGUAGCAGAAUUUCUUAGAAACGCACGUGUAAAAGCUGUCAAUAACAAGCUAGACAAAAAUACAUUAUUCGUUGAUCAAGCAUUAGUUGGGAAAGGCAUAUAUAUUAAACAACCAUGGUUUAGAGGAAAAGGAAGAAUGUCAAUACGAAGAAGACCACGAGCACAUAUAAAAAUGAUUAUCAGGGAUAUCACUAUAUUAGAACAACGAAAAAAAGAAACACAAAUUCGACAAAAACGCAAAGCAGUAUGGGUACAAAUUCCAAACAAACCAAUCUAUAAUAAAGCUAUUGGAUUUACAUGUUAA
Pneumocystis jirovecii RU7 is the source of this 621-nucleotide messenger RNA. RefSeq lists its product as uncharacterized. The transcript has 3 exons. Gene Ontology annotation, molecular function: structural constituent of ribosome. NCBI's taxonomy places the organism in Eukaryota, Fungi, Ascomycota, Pneumocystomycetes, Pneumocystales, Pneumocystaceae. Gene Ontology annotation, cellular component: mitochondrial large ribosomal subunit; ribosome. Bases 1 to 621 code for a protein of 206 amino acids. The record is from RefSeq and is a predicted model, not a curated record. Gene Ontology annotation, biological process: translation; ribosome assembly.